Molecule: messenger RNA, 1548 nt
Organism: Perkinsus marinus ATCC 50983
Lineage: Eukaryota; Perkinsozoa; Perkinsida; Perkinsidae
Exons: 9
Coding region: 1-1548 (515 amino acids)
Molecular function (GO): zinc ion binding
Source: RefSeq, a predicted model, not a curated record
AUGUUCGCCGAUUCCUUCGUCGUGUUGAAGCUUCACUACGGUGAGGAGUCCCUGCGCUGUCGAUGCCCUCUGAAGACUGUGAAGACAGUGAGUGAUCUGUACAGUAUCAUCGAAGAAGCUUGGCCAGCAUUGGGUAAGGGUAGCGAGUACAGCGUGCAAGUGCAUAAGGGCAAUGCCUUGUCCUCUUACGGGAAGAACACCAGCAUCAGCAUGCUACUCAGCAGGCAUGGUGUGAUGCGCGUUGGUUCUCCUAAGGAGCUUCGGCUCGAUGUUGGAGGAGGGCCUGAGGUCACUCCAGUGCAUAAUCGUUCGUCAAAUCCUCCGAAGCCUAAGGAUGGUCAUAACGUUGCGGUCCUGCACAUGGACCUCUGCUACGAUUGUGGGAUGGGGCCGAUCAUCGGCCGAUGUUACAAGUGUAUGACGUGUUCGGACCGGACGUUCUGUUCGCGUUGUUUCAAGGGUCAUGACCAGAGCCACACCCUCACUGUAGUGAGCAUGGCCGAGGAUGGUAUAUGGGACAGUAGGCCCGACGACGUCGCCAAUGAGCGGUUCCUACGUGAUAUGCGCAGUCUAGGAGUCCCAUGGCCCGGCGAUGUCGCAAAGAUCAAGGACUUGCAGCUUCCUGAUCAAACCUUCCCUAUGAUGAUCGCGGAGACCUUUCCCAAGAACGACCCGCCGUCGGAGUCCCUUCGAGCCCUCCUGUGCAAAGACGGCUGCUCUUUCAUCAGCUAUAGGAUAUUCUGCCAUUGUUGCAGUGGCGCGACCAACAGGGCCAGACAGUUCCGUUGUGACGGUCUCGGUGGUGAUAUAAACUUAUGCGAUUCUUGCUACCUCACUCAUCGUAGUAAGAUUUUGAAGAUCGCCAACAAAUGUUCGAGAAUUGUUACACCGUCCUUUUGGAAUGAGGGCAACACCGAAGCUGUUGAGCUUAUUCAUUAUGGUUCGAUCUGUGACGGCUGUGGGGUGUCCCCAAUUGUGGGUAGAAGAUACAAGUGCAACUACUGUGCCGAGUACGAGUUGUGCAGUAGAUGUUUCAAAGAGCCUGCCAACAAGCAACAUCGUUUGGAGCAUCUGUUCACUUUGAUCGCCAGACCAGCAAAGCUAUGGACUGUUCAUACCAAGGACCAGAAGGGUACACUUUACAGCGAGAUGGCUUGCGAGAUGUGCGGCGUUCUCCCCCCGGGGGGUGCUAGGUACACUAUAAAAUGCGACUGUAAGGCUCAGAUGUGCCUCGACUGUUACAAGGACGAUCUCCAAGGGCAGGCUGUUCUACUACGGGGAGAGUUCUUUGACUACCCCAACCCAGUGAGCUUACAGGCCUCGGCCGACAGAGAGCGACAACGACAUUUGUUGAAAAUAUCUGUGGCGAGCACCCUUCCGAUGGGUCCGAUGGCUAAGGUCGCUAGGCUUGAGGCUGAGGGAAAGACGGUGAAGCAGGAGGAUAAGCAGACAAAAGGAAGGAUCAUUUGGGCUGAUGAGCUCCCUCGUGAAGUGAAGCCUCAUCACAGGGUGGUCCGUAGUAGUUGUGGCUGUGGCCAUCGCCACUGA